Messenger RNA from Biomphalaria glabrata, 2184 nucleotides. RefSeq lists its product as uncharacterized. The record is from RefSeq and is a predicted model, not a curated record. The coding region runs from base 1 to 2028 and encodes 675 amino acids. NCBI's taxonomy places the organism in Eukaryota, Metazoa, Mollusca, Gastropoda, Planorbidae. The transcript has 3 exons.
AUGGCCUGCACGCUUCUCUUUACCCUGGCGACAUGCUUGAUUGUGGUCAGUGCACAGAAUGUACCACUUUACAAUCCUCAAUACGAUUCAAAUCCUACGCCUGCACCCAGCUACCAGCAAGUGGCCCCAUACAAUCCACUGUCAGCAUACGUGUUUAAAAAAAACACCCCAAUGUAUAAUGCUAACUACGCACCAUCUGUAGUUGCCAGUUACGCAUUGAACCCGUCACAGCCAUCUUAUCAGGUGGGGAGUUAUCCUGUGUCGGCAACGAACCAGGCAUACGGUAGCCCAAGUCCUGCUUCACAAAGCAAUACUCAGACUGUCUCCCAAGAUUAUUCUCCUGUCAGUUAUCCAGUUUACACGGAGCCAUCAAAAACAGCAACCUACUCCAGCCCGUCAGUUUACGCAGAGCCAUCAAAAACAGCAACCUACUCCAACCCGUCAGUUUACGCAGAGCCAUCAAAAACAGCAACCUACUCUAGCCCCUCAACCUACUCUAACCAACCAACCAAUGUCAACCCAUCAGUCUACUCAGAGCCAUUAAAAACAGCAACAUAUACCAACCCUUCAACCUACUCUAGCCCUUCAACCUACUCCAACCCACCAACCUACUCCAAUCCAUCUGUCUACUCAGAGCCAUCAAAAACAGCAACCUAUUCCAGCCCUUCAACCUACAACCAACCAACCUACUCCAACCCAUCUGUCUACUCAGAGCCAUCAAAAACAGCAACCUACUCCAGCCCCUCAACCUACUCCGACCAACCAACUUACUCCAACCCAUCAGUCUACUCAGAGCCAUCAAAAACAGCAACAUACUCCAGCUCUUCAACCUACUCCAACCAACCAACUUACUCCAACCCACCAGUCUACUCAGAGCCAUCAAAAACAGCAACCUACUCCAGCCCUUCAACCUACUCCAACCCAUCUGUCUACUCAGAGCCAUCAAAAACAGCAACCUACUCCAGCCCUUCAACCUACUCUAACCUACCAACCUACUCCAACCCAUCUGUCUACUCAGAGCCAUCAAAAACAGCAACCUACUCCAGCCCUUCAACCUACUCCAACCAACCAACCUACUCCAACCCAUCUGUCUACUCAGAGCCAUCAAAAACAGCAACCUACUCCAGUCCUUCAACCUACUCCAACCAACCAACCUACUCCAACCCAUCUGUCUACUCAGAGCCAUCAAAAACAGCAACCUACUCCAGCCCUUCAACCUACUCCAACCAACCAACCAAUUCCAACCCAUCUGUCUACUCAGAGCCAUCAAAAACAGCAACAUACAGCAAACCUUCAACCUACUCCAACCCAUCAACCUACUCCAACCCAUCAACGUACUCCAACCCAUCAACCUACUCCAAUCCAUCAACCUACUCCAACCCAUCAACGUAUUCCAACCCAUCAACCUACUCCAACCCAUCAACCUACUCCAACCCAUCAGCCUACUCCAACCCAUCAACUUAUUCACAAUCAUCAAAGGUUGUCUCCUUUCCAGCAUCUAAUACCUUUUAUAAACCUUCUCCUUACAAUAAUCCAAGUUCUUCCUCUGCCUACCAAGCAGGCUCACAGACAUACAGCAAUCAAAAUAAGCAGCAGUACAAUAACCAAAAUCAAGGUCAACAGUACUUUAACCAAGCUCAGAAUGGCCAGCAGUACUCCAACAAAGCUCAGAAUGGUCAACAGUACUCUAACCAAGCUCAGAAUGGUCAACAGUACUCUAACCAAGCUCAGAAUGGUCAACAGUACUCUAACCAAGCUCAGAAUGGUCAACAGUAUGCUAACAAAGCUCAGAAUGGUCAACAGUACGCUAACAAAGCUCAGAAUGGUCAACAGUACUCCAAACAAGGUUCAUACAGUUCAAAACCCUGUGGUGAUGGUAUCGCUGCUCAUCCUAAUGACAUCUACAAGUUUUUGCUGGGCGACAUUGAGAUGGCGUGUCCCUACGGAACGUAUUUCGACUCGGGACUCUGCACCUGUCAGCAUAUAGCUGAAUCCUAUGGGUCAGACGCCUAUGAUGACAAGUAUUAAAUUGUAACAUCCUGGAGCAAUAGAAGGACACUUAAGCUCUGGUCUGUUUCAUGCAUGACGGAAACUAGAUGACGUCAGAGCACAUCAUGGCUGCCAUCACUUUGUCUUGUUUUAUAACUUCAAAACAUAAAACAAAUAAAAAAUAAUUAAAACAAA